AUGGCGCAUCUCGACAUUGCCAGCAACAAUCCCUGGGGCGCCAUGGACGAAGGAAGCUCGCCGUGGGAUGGUAAGCUCGACAGAAUAAUACACAAUUGCACAGCCAAAGUACAGCACUGAAAUCACUACAGACGUCCCCUCGCGCUCGCCCUCCAACCACAACCUUCCCACACAGGCUGAAGACGCCCAAUCCGCUGCCGGUAUGCUACACCUGACGGAAACAUCCCUCUGCGCAUCGCAUGGCCUGCCCUGACAAGAAGCAGCAGAGCAGUCGCCGCCUUCCAAGCUCUCCCAGUCCACACCGAACCUCGCUGGCGCCAGACCAGCUCCCUCCAAAUCACGCGGUCCCCGACGAUACGGCAACCUCACGCAGUCCACCACGCUCGAAAGCCUCGACAAUGAUUCCAUGGGUCCUCUUGGGCCGCUUGGCCUCGAGCCAGCAGACGAGCCGGCAGCGCCCAUGCCACCCGUGAAAGAGCUAGCAUCGAGAACCAGACAGACUACCGCUUCAAGGCCGUCCACCUCUGCCUCUGCUGUGUCUUCCACUCGCAGUGCCGAAUACGACGACGAUGCUUCCUCCUUGAAUGGUGGUCCUCGCGUACCGCCUCCAGUACAACCCCAUGAUGGAAGGACGAGGCAAGCGCAACCUUCAAUGCCGGUAGACCAAGCAGCGAAGCCCACCUUCAACAUCACAGUCGGCGACCCUCACACAGUGGGCAAUGCCGCGAGUAGCCAUACCGUGUACGCUGUCAUCACAAAGACAACAUCCAAAGCGUACAUUAAUCCUACUUUCACUGUGCAGAGGCGAUACCGCGACUUCCUCUGGCUAUACGAGAGACUGCACGAUAACAAUCCUGGAGUAGUCGUGCCGCCUCCGCCGGAGAAGCAGGCCAUGGGCAGAUUCGAUGCCAACUUCAUCGAGUCGCGACGUAUGGCGCUGGAACGUAUGAUCAACAAGACUGCUGCACAUCCGGUCCUCCAGAUGGACGGAGACCUCAAGACGUUCCUGGAGAGCGAAUCGUUCAAUGUCGCAAUCAAGCACUCGAACGGGAAAGAUCCUCUACUUGGCAACACAGAGUCGAAGGGCUUCAUGAGCUCGAUAGGCAUCGGCAGCUCGACUGGCGGCAAAUUCAUUGAACAUGAUGACUGGUUUCACGAUCGACGGAUAUAUCUGGACGCUUUGGAGAAUCAGCUCAAGGCACUGCAGAAGAGUACGGACACGGUGGUUUCCCAGCGAAAGCAUUUGUCUGACUCAUGCGGCGAGUUCAGCAUAUCCCUACACAACCUUGCAGCCGUCGAGCUGUCGCCGAGUUUAUCUGGACCCUUGGACUCGCUUGGAGAUCUUCAAUUGCGCAUCCAGGAGCUGUAUCAACGGCAAGCCAUGCAAGAUAUGUUGACUAUCGGCAUUGUCAUUGACGAGUAUAUCCGCUUGAUUGGCUCGGUGAAGAAAGCCUUCGAACAGCGCCAGAAGGCAUAUCACUCAUGGCACUCAGCAGAAGCCAAACAUCAGGAGAUCAAGAAACAGCAGGACAAGCUUCUCCGGUCCGGACGGUCUCAGCAGGACCGCAUGGGUCAGAUGCAGGCAGAUGUUGCAGAUGCGGAGAGACGAGUGCACGCGAGUCGACUGCUAUUCGAAGACAUGGGCCGCCUGAUGAGAGGCGAGUUGGACCGGUUCGAAAAAGAAAAGGUGGAAGACUUCAAGAGUGGUGUGGAGACGUUUCUGGAAAGCGCGAUCGAGGCACAGAAGGAGGUGAGAAGUCUUCAUCCAUUUGAGACGCUCAAGAGGAUGCUAACAACAGUACUCAGCUCAUCGAACUCUGGGAGACUUAUUUGCUGCAGCUCGACAGUGACGAAGACGGCCCGCCACUGAUGCCAGCCGGCGUGGUGGCCGAAUCGGAUGCGCAAAACAAGCAACACGCCGAGACAGCGCCUCUGGAAUCUCAGCAACCGGAUGACCACGCGGCUCACACGGAUCCACGGUUGUCAGGCACCACCGCCCGAGACAGUGAGGAUAUCAUGCGAGGUGGUGAAGAUACCAGUGUCUUCGAGGAAGCAGCACGCGCGAUAGCCGCUCAUGGCUCCGACGAGACGGACUCUUAG
Messenger RNA from Lecanosticta acicola, 2100 nucleotides. The record is from the annotation of a GenBank genome assembly. NCBI's taxonomy places the organism in Eukaryota, Fungi, Ascomycota, Dothideomycetes, Mycosphaerellales, Mycosphaerellaceae.